AUGCAGCUGGAAGCACGUGUAACCCGAAAAUCAGAGGAGGACAAAAUCUCACCCAAAGACGACAAUUGCACAAAAGUUUUUAACGCUUUUGCAACGGAUGCUGUCGGUGCUUUGAAAAAUGGCAAGCAAGUGGGAACUGAAACACAGAGCGGACCGACUGGCAUCGAAACGGCACCAAACUAUAACAGUCGUCUCAAAAUACCUAUUAAGAAGUAUGAUAACAUUUCCGAGGACAUCCAAAUGCGACCUGCAGCGACUGUUUCUCCAAGAAGAAAGGCAAAAAGGAGUGUGGGUCCAACAUACAGCGAAAAUGUGGAUAGGAGUAUAAGUGGAGAAGCGCAGUCAGGAGAGAGGUUUGUGGAGAAUGUGCAAGGUGUUUCCAACUCCAGAGCCGAGUACCGGCGCACCGGGGAAGAAGCCAGAGGGUCUAACCCGAGACAAAGUGAGCCUCACCUGGACACUUCUACCUUUGCUCUGUCGGGAGACUCGGCGCACAACCAGGCGAUGGUGCACUGGUCUGGACACAACAGCAGCGUGAUCCUGAUCUUGACUAAGCUGUAUGACUUCAACCUGGGGGCUGUUACCGAGAGCUCGCUCUGGAGAUCCAGUGAUUAUGGAAGCACCUACAACAAACUCAAUGACAAAGUGGGUUCAAGGACAGUUUUAAGUUACCUGUACGUCUGCCCUACCAACAAACAGAAGAUAAUGAUGCUUAGCGACCCAGAGGUAGAGAGCGCUGUCCUCAUCAGUUCAGAUGAAGGGGCAAGCUUUGAGAAGCAUCCCAUUAACUUCAACAUCCUGAGCCUCCUCUUCCACCCGGCACAGGAGAACUGGAUACUGGCUUACAGUCAUGACAGCAAGCUGUACAGCUCAAUGGACUUUGGGAGGAAAUGGCAGCUUGUUCACGACAACGUGAUGCCAGGCCGAUUCUACUGGGCGGUAAUGGGGCUGGACAAAGAAUCAGAUGUGGUCCACAUCGAAACGCGCAUCGCAAAAGGCCGCGCUCAGUACGUGAAGUGCAGAGCCCAACGCUGCACAGAUGGCAACAGACAGUACCUCUUUCCUGGACAUGUAGACACCAACUCACUGGUUGUGCAGGAUGAAUAUGUUUUCACACAGGUGACGAAGUCAGGACGAGCCAGCUACUUUGUCUCCUACAUGAGAGAAUCCUUCAAGCGGAUGAAGUUACCUAAAUAUUGUCUACCAAAGGACAUGCAUAUCAUCAGCACAGAUGAGAAGCAGGUCUUUGCUGCAGUUCAGGAGUGGAAUCAGAACAAUACUUACAGCCUGUAUAUCUCAGACUCCCCCGGGGUCUACUUUACCCUUUCAUUAGAGAAUCUGAGAACCAGCCGAGGACCCGCUGGUAACCUACUGGUGGACUUUUAUAAGGUUGAGGGGAUAAAUGGCAUGUAUCUCGCCAACAAACUGGUGGAUAAUCACAUCAAGACUUUUAUCACCUACAACAAGGGACAAACAUGGGCCCUUCUGCCAGGUCCUUCCACUGAUGUGGCUGGGAAUAACCUUCACUGCAUUCUGCCAUUUUGUUCGCUGCAUCUUCAUCUGGAGAUGUUGGAGAAUCCCUACACGUCUGGACCCAUCACCAGCAAAAAGUCUGUUCCAGGAAUCAUCGUGGCUACAGGGAAUAUUGGAACAGAGCUGUCCUCCACCAACCUUGGGAUGUUUAUAACAUCUGAUGCAGGAAAUAGCUGGAGACAGAUUUUUGAUGAAGAGCACAACAUUUGGUUCCUUGAUAAUGGGGGGGCUUUGCUGGCAGUCUUACACGCAGCGACGCCGAUUCGACACUUAUGGAUCAGUCUCGACGAAGGAAAGAAGUGGGACCGUCACAGUUUCUCCUUGGCACCUCUGUAUGUGGAUGGGGUUUUAAUGGAGCCAGAAUCUGACAAUCACAUUAUCACUUUCUUUGGACACUUCAGCCAUCGGUCAGAGUGGCAGCUGAUCAAGAUCGAUUACAAGGGCCUCUUCAGCAGGAGAUGCAUGGAUGGAGAUUAUCAGACAUGGCACCUGCACAACAAGGGAGAGCUGUGUGUGAUGGGCGAGAGGCAGAUCUUUAUGAAGCGCAGGCCAGGCAACCGUUGCAUGCUGGUCCAGGACUAUUCCAGGAUCUAUUCCUCUGAGCCGUGCCUCUGCACAACCUAUGAUUUUGAAUGUGAUUAUGGAUGGGAGCGCCAGGCGGAUGGGAAGUGCUCCCCUGCUUUUUGGUUUAAUCCAAAUGGUGCAGCUAAAAGCUGUAGUUCCAGCCAAAGCUUCCUUAACAGCACAGGGUACCGGAAGGUUUUGUCCAAUAACUGUAAGGAGGCAGGGAGGAACGUGUACUCGCCCAGGAGGCAGGCUUGUCGUCCCAGACCACCCCGAGGCCUCCGGCUCUCGACCAAUCAAGGAGAGCUCAGCGCCCCAGUUGGCAGUAACGUCACUUUCAUGGUCUACCUCGAAGACGGAGACUCGCUGAGGACCAGCAUCCAGCUAGACUUUGGGGACGGCAUCAAGAUCACGUACUCUAACCUGAGCAGGACUGAUGAUGGCAUCAUGCACAUCUACAGAACGACUGGGAUUUACCGAGUGACAGCUUCAGCUGAGAACAGCCAGGGAUCUGACAGCAGCACACUGUUUUUACACAUCACCAGUCCUGUGGAGCGUGUAUAUCUCUCCGUUCCUAUUGUAGCCAUCAGGGGGAAGGAGGCUAAUCUGACUGCGGUGGUUUGGCCGAGUCACACCAGAACAUUGACCUUCUUCUGGUGGUUUGACAACAGCUCCGAGCCCAUUAUAACCUUGGAGGGAAGCAUCUCAUACACGUUUCAGAGAGAGGGGAAAAACAAGGUCACGGUCCAGGUUGCUUCUGGGAGCACCGUAAUGCAGGAUUCAAAAGUUAUAACUGUUAAAGAGUUCUUCAGGUCGCUGCUGUUGUCGUUCUCGCCAGCGCUUGAUGAGCACAAUCCUGACAUCCCCGAGUGGAGGGAGGACAUAGGCCGUGUGGUGCGGGCAGCUCUGUCACAGGUGUCUGGGUUUCCUAGAGAUCAGCUGCUGGUCUCUCUGUACCCAGGACUUCCAACUACAGCAGAGCUCUUUAUCCUGCCUGAUGAGCAUACAGCCAGUGAGCACAAGAGAGGGAGCGAGGAGGCUCUAGAGACGAUAUCAGAUAUUUUUGUCACUGCCCUGAACCAAGGCCUGAUCCAGUUUGAGUUGAAAGCUGAUACUCGCAUUAUUGUGUACAUGACUCAGCAAACUCUGGCACCACUUGUGGAUUCAAACUCCAUCCACAGUGGGUCGGCCAUGCUGAUGCUGCUCACUGUGGUGUUUGUCGGUCUAGCCGCAUUCUUCAUCUACAAGUUCAAAAGGAAAAUCCCCUGGAUCCAUGUCCAGACUGAGGACAGUCAUGAGAAAGAACCGGAAGUGAUCAGUACAGUCGGUCAGAACGACAACAUGUCCAAGGUGAAGCUCACUGAGUUUCCCUCUCCAAAAGAACUCAUGGCAAAGGACCUGGAGGCCAGGAGCAGAGGAGGGAUUGGAAGAAAUAUGGAGAGAAUUGUUACAAGGGAAUUUCCAAACUGUACUAAUGUCUAAGACAUGCG
Seriola dumerili (greater amberjack) is the source of this 3587-nucleotide messenger RNA. RefSeq names its product VPS10 domain-containing receptor SorCS3-like (gene sorcs3b). Gene Ontology annotation, cellular component: membrane. The transcript has 27 exons. Lineage: Eukaryota; Metazoa; Chordata; Actinopteri; Carangiformes; Carangidae. Gene Ontology annotation, molecular function: protein binding. The coding region runs from base 1 to 3579 and encodes 1192 amino acids. The record is from RefSeq and is a predicted model, not a curated record.